UUCUUUGUAUGAAGAAAGAAGCUGAAAAACAAGAAACUCACUGAUCGCUGCUCCGGUCAUCUUGGGGAGUGGAAAAGUUGCAGACUUUGAAGUGAAGAGAGACGAUUCCCCCCCUCGUUCGAUCGACUCGGGUAUCAACCACUGCUCAACCCUUUAUACUUCACGUGCUUCAGCUUUCACUACCGUGCAUACGACUUGAGAAAAAAGGUCCGCAGAGCUAGUUCUCGGGCUUUUCUGGGUUGUCCACGCCAACCGUUCGAGGAAAUUACCCACUGGGAUUUUGCUUAAUGAACUUGCGGUUCUAUGGCAUUGAGGCGGCUUUUGGGGUGGUCUGAUGGUGAGCUGAUGAGAUCAGAUUCGAAGCCUUGUUCGCGACUGAUGAGACAAACGGCUGCCAUUUUCACGGUGGGCGGAGGCUUGGGGUUCUGGGUUCUCUGUAGAAUGCACUAUGGCGCAAGGAUCACAGUACCCAGGAGUCUCCGGUGGGCAGCUUUCGGAGCUCUAUCAGUGAGCUCAAGUUCGGCAUUGCUGGUCCGCCUGUUCAGUCCAGAAUGUGAACCGCAAAAUAUUGCUGCUUAUGACAAAGGAAGAUAGUAGUGGUAUUCAAGUAGAGCUGUCUUUCUUCUUUCAUAUAGUGACUCAUGAGCCCAUCUUCUAGUUAUAUACUUUCUUGCUGGACUGAGAUUCUAGUGGAGUGAUGUUAAUCUUCAAGUCUGUAUUUAUUGAUUCUGCA
Messenger RNA from Syzygium oleosum, 733 nucleotides. RefSeq lists its product as uncharacterized. The transcript has 3 exons. Bases 304 to 594 code for a protein of 96 amino acids. Lineage: Eukaryota; Viridiplantae; Streptophyta; Magnoliopsida; Myrtales; Myrtaceae. The record is from RefSeq and is a predicted model, not a curated record.